AUGCCACCUACACUUGACCCCAAUGACACCAAAGUCACACACCUGAGGUGCACCUGUGGGGAAGUCAGUGCCAUGUCUGCCCUGGCCCUGAAGAUCAGCCUCCUGGAUCUGUCUCCAAAAAUGGUUGGUUAUGACAUUGCCAAGGCAACCAGUGAUUGGAAAGGGCUGAGGAUUAUAGUGAAAUUGACCAUUCAGAACAGACAGGCCAGACUGAAGUGGUACCUGUGCCUCUGUCCUUUUUAUCAAGCCCUCAAGGAACAACCAAGAGACAGAAAGAAGCAGAAAAACAUUAAGCACGGUGGGAAUAUCACUUUUGAUGAGAUUGUCCAUGUUGCUCAACAGAUGCGGCACUGA
Molecule: messenger RNA, 354 nt
Organism: Acinonyx jubatus (cheetah)
Lineage: Eukaryota; Metazoa; Chordata; Mammalia; Carnivora; Felidae
Product: 60S ribosomal protein L12-like
Exons: 1
Coding region: 1-354 (117 amino acids)
Biological process (GO): translation
Cellular component (GO): ribosome; cytosolic large ribosomal subunit
Molecular function (GO): structural constituent of ribosome; large ribosomal subunit rRNA binding
Source: RefSeq, a predicted model, not a curated record